AUGAAUCAAACGCCAACUGAUUCACGAAAUGAUAUAAUAACAACUGAACAUCAACAGCAACAUAUUGCAGGUCAAAAAGAAAAGUAUAUUCAAAAACGCCUUGUUUUAUUAUUACAUGCAUAUAAAUGUCAACGACAUGAAAUAGCAUCUUCAAAUACAUGUACGGUACCAUAUUGCAGUACUAUGAAAAAUGUACUACAACAUAUGAUAAAAUGUGAUAAAUAUAGGAGCUGUACAUUUACUCAUUGUUUUACUUCACGUCAAAUUAUUUUACAUUGGAGAGAAUGUAAGAAUUCUCAAUGUUUAAUUUGUCAACCACUUCAAACACGCACAAAUUUAGUGCAAUUAAAUCAAACAACAAAUAAUACUAAUGAUAGUUUAAUAUCAAUACCAAUACCAAUAACAAUUGAUAAAGAUUGGCAAAGACAAUUAACACAAGAAACCCGUCGUGCUUAUAUACAAAAAACUAUAACAGCAAUUAAAUCGAUAAUAGAUGCAGAAGUUAUGCGUGAUACAAGCAUUAAUAGUUUAGAUGAUUAUAUUCGACAUAUUGAAGAUGAAGCAUUUAGAGUUGCUAAUAAUGAAGAAGAAUAUCUUCGUAAAUUAGCUGAAACAAUCUGUAAAAUUCGGAAGAAAUUAGAUGAUCGUCAAGAAAAAAGACAUUUACAAGAAAACGCUUCAACAUUGGAAAGAAUAGAAACAAUACAUGAGAAUUAUUCUCAUUUAUCUAAAGACUCAUCAUCGUCAACAACAGUGAUUGAAACUCAAAUUAAAUCAUCAACACAUGUUGACAAUGAACAUAAAAAAACUGAAAUCAAUGCAUCAAGUAAACAAUUACCGAAACAUCCGGUACAAUUUACCCCUGAAGAUUUACGUACACAUCUCGAACCUAUUAUUAAAAAACUGCUCGAUGAUAAAGAUUCACAUCCAUUUCAACAACCCGUUGAUCCAAUUGCACUUAAUAUUCCGGAUUAUCCAAUAAUAAUAAAGCAUCCAAUGGAUAUUUCAACAAUGUAUAAUAAAUUAUUACGUGGAGAAUAUAAAACUCCAUUAGAAUUUUGUGAUGAUGCAUGGCUUAUGUUUAAUAAUGCGUGGUUUUAUAAUAGAAAAGGAACAUCUAUCUAUAAAAUGUGUACAAAACUUUCAGAAAUAUUUGCUGAAGCUAUUGAUCCUGUUCUACAAAAAUUAGGCUAUUGUUGUGGUCGACAAUAUGUAUAUUUAUCACAAGUUAUGUUUUGUUAUGGAAAUCAAUUAUGUUGUCAAAUACUACAUGGUAGAAAUUUUCAUUAUUAUAACAAUUUGGAUCCUUCACGAUUAAAUUUAUCCUAUAAUACAUAUACAUUUUGUGAUCAAUGUUUUAAUUCAGCAAAAGGUAAUUCAAUAUUUGUCGGUGAUGAUCCAAAUCAAACAUUAAUUGAAAUACCAAAAUCAUUAUUUUCAUCAGCUAAAAAUGAUACUGAAGAACGAGAAACAAUGAUUGAUUGUAUUGUUUGUACACGUCGAUGGCAUCAAGUUUGUGCUUUACAUUUAGAUCAAAUAUGGCCUGAAGGCUUUAUAUGUCAUACUUGUAUUAGAGAAUAUAAUAUAAAACCUAAAGAAAAUCGUUAUAUUGCAUCAAAAUUAAAAAUAACAGAUUUAGCAUCAAGAUUAGAAAAACGUGUAAAUGAUUUCUUAUAUUAUGAAGGUUGUCAAACAGGCCAUGUGACAAUUCGAGUAUUAGCUGCAAAUGAUAAAAUAUGUGAAGUAAAACCACGUUUGAAAGAUCAUUAUCCAAAUCAUGCUUAUGUUGGUUAUCCAUAUCGAACAAAAGUUAUCUUUGCAUUUCAAGAAAUUGAUAGUGUUGAUGUUGCUUUUUUUGGUAUGUAUGUACAAGAAUAUAAUGGACGUUGUCAAGCACCAAACACAAAACGUGUUUAUAUAUCUUAUUUGGAUUCUGUCAAUUUUUUUCAACCUAAACAUUAUCGUACAAGUGUUUAUCAUGAAAUAUUAAUUGGAUAUUUGGAUUAUGUGAAACAACUUGGAUAUGUUUAUGCUCAUAUAUGGGCAUGUCCACCAAAUGAUGGUGAUGAUUAUAUAUUUUAUCGUCAUCCAUGUGAACAACGUAUCCCAAAACAAAAACAUUUGCAAAUUUGGUAUAAAAAUAUGUUUGAUAAAGCUAUUUUACAACGUGUUGUUGCUAAUUAUGAGGAUAUUAUGACAUACUGUUUGCAUAAUUCAGUACAAACUGUUUUUAAUAUUCCAUAUUUUGAAGGUGAUUUUUGGACAAAUGCUAUUGAAGAAAAUAUUAAAGAACUUGAUCAAGAAGAACAAAAUAGAAGGAAACAAGAAAUUGAAAUAGGACUAGAAGUGAAAGAUAAUGAUUUAGAUGAUACAACUGAACUAGAAGAUUCAACAAAGCAAUUCUUUGUUGUUCAUCUUCGUGAUCCAAAUCCAGCAGAUCCAGCUGAAAAUGAUACCGAUUCAUUAAUACCAUGUGAGCUAAUGGAAACACGAGAUGCAUUUUUAAAUUUUGCUCGUGAUAAACAUUAUGAAUUUUCAUCGUUGCGUCGUGCAAAAUUUUCAACAAGAGCUUUAUUAUAUGAAUUACAUAGAUUAACAACAGAUAAAUUUAUAUAUAAUUGUAAUAUAUGUCAACAACAAUGUGAUAUACAUUAUCAUUGUGCAAUGUGUGAAGAUUUUGAUCUAUGUGAAAAAUGUUAUAAUAUGGAGCCCAAGCAUGAACAUAAAAUGGAACGUUUUGUUUCAUCCUUAGUUGAAUAUUGUGAUCGUAACUCUUCAAAUCGAAAUGAUGAAUCUGUCGUAAAUUUACAAUUACAACGUCAACAAUUCAUACAGCGUUGUAUUGAAGCCUUGUUACAUGCUGUUAAUUGUCGAGAUGCUAACUGUCUUAAGCGUGAUUGCUUUCGUUAUAAGUGUUCUAUACAACAUUGCAAUGAAUGUCAAAGAAAAAAUGCUCAAUGCAAUAUAUGUAAACAAGUUAUAUAUCUUUGUUGGCAUCAUGCGAAAAGCUGUAUGGAUCAAACUUGUCAAAUACCAUUUUGUAUAAGUUUAAAAAGUAAAAUGCAAAAACAACGAAUGACUAGUUUGCAAACAGAUCGUCGUCGUAUGCAAGCUAUGAUGCAACAAAGAACGAGUAUAAUGCAAGAACAACUUCAAGUAUCAGUUCCUCCGGUGUAUGCUGAUAGAAUAUCAAAUCCUUUCCAUGCAUUGAGUUAUGAUACUUCUUCACCAAAUUCAAAAAUAAAUAACUCACCAGGUAAACCAUCAGUAGUACCCAUUCGUACGCCUCAAUAUUCUACUAAUUGGCAUAAUCUAUCUCAACAGCAAUCAUAUAUGAUGGCACAAACAACUUGGAACAGUAAACCGCAUGGUAAAUUAACUCAAUCACAAUCAACAAUUCAAUUAAAUGCAUUAAUAAAUCGAGCUAAGCAGGAUUCAUUAAUGGAUGAACAACAGCAACCAUAA
Molecule: messenger RNA, 3465 nt
Organism: Rotaria sp. Silwood1
Lineage: Eukaryota; Metazoa; Rotifera; Eurotatoria; Philodinida; Philodinidae
Source: the annotation of a GenBank genome assembly